This is a messenger RNA of Stylophora pistillata, 1641 nucleotides long. RefSeq lists its product as uncharacterized. The record is from RefSeq and is a predicted model, not a curated record. NCBI's taxonomy places the organism in Eukaryota, Metazoa, Cnidaria, Anthozoa, Scleractinia, Pocilloporidae.
CGUCAUAAUGGAGUUUGAACUGGCAUAAGUUUUACCCUCUGGUAUAGUAACACCACUCAGAAUGCUUACUGAUCUUUAACACAUCAGUGUGCCGAGGAGAAUUUUUCGAAGAAAAAAAUUGUGUUAUUUUAAAGAAAAUGAAUUCGCUUUUACCCAAAGUUCGUCGUGUCCACAUCGUCGGAAAUCAGUUAUGCUCUAUUCCCUCUCUUAGUCUUCGUGAUAAAUUCUUUUCUCUGGUGUUUCUGGGUUUUUGCCCAAAAAGCUGUCUUUUCCACACAUCUGGACUAGAUGUAGCUCGUCCAGCUAAUAAGAAAGCCGAGAGAAUGGAGAAAUCCAGAGAAACUUCUGCCAAGCUUCUCAAGAAAUUACGAAAGACACGCCUUGAGGGACUGGUAAACCCUGAGCCUGUGUUCACACCUGAAGAAAAACUCAACAAGCGAAUUAAGAAGAUACAGUCUAUCAAGGGACUUUUACAGUUCUACUGGUUCAGAGUGAAGAAAAAGCGAGAACUAACUCCUUUCCAUAAAUUCACAAUUCUUGAAUGUAUCGUGGAGUAUUUCUCGAAAAACGUUCAGAUGAGAGAUGUCUUUUUGACCCAGCCUCUCCAACAGAGUUUGUUUGAGAUGCUAGCGCAAGACGUCAGGGUUCACCUCAAUGACUUUGAUGCGAAUCAGAUAUGCAAAGUUGUGAUUUACAUGGCAAAAUUGUGUGUUAAAGAUUCUUAUAUCUAUAGGGAUCUUGAAAGAGGAAUUUUGUACCACAAACUUAGCGGAUACUCGACUAAACAGCUCUCUCAUUUAAGCUGGGCAUUUGCAAAAUACUGUUUGCACACAAAUGUUGUUCAAAUCUUUCAUGCCUUAGAUAAGGAGAUUUUCUCAAGGGACAUAUCAAAUUUUUCAUCUGAAGAACUGUGCACAUUAGCUUGGUCUUUUUCUGAGUCUGACUUUUCCAGUGAUGGACAAUUUUACAAGAAGAUUGGUAGUGAAAUUUUAACUCGAGAUCUUAGUCAAUUUCAGCCAUGGGCUCUGGCAUCUCUGUCAUUUUCUUACUCUAGAGCAGAUGCUUUUGUAGCUGAAGUGUUUCAAGUGGUUGAAGAAGAGCUCUUACAGCGCGAUGAUCUCAAAUCCUUUGCAACAAAUGAUUUGGUAAUCCUUGUGUUAGCAUUUGGUAGGGUUGGAAAACUCCAUCCUGAAUUGUUUGGCAAGUUUGAAGUUGUGAUGGUGACAAGAAGAGAUUAUGCAGAGACUGUCAUUAGGGAGUACUUGCAAGAAACUUACAAUUUGUUAAGGAACAGUAAGUUUCAUUUAGCAGUGGUGGUCAAAAUGAUUGAACGUGUAUUAGACCCAGAUGUGUGUAAUUCUCUAUUUGAUAUUCUGUUUCGACCUCGUAGAUCUUGGAAAGAAAAGGUUCUUCACCAGUACCUGUUUAAAGCAUACUAGCCUAUCAAAACAUAAGAUACAUUCAGUGAUGUAUUGUAUGAAUAUGAACCAUUUGCCAGCAUUUCUUGACUUGAUUAACUUUACUACACCCAGAUGAACUUUUCAGCAUUUGAAGGAAUGUGAUAUGUGUGCAGAUGUUUGAUGAUUAAGGGACAACUUGCUACAAAACAAGCCUUUAUUGUGGAAUAAAAUUUUUUUUAUU